Molecule: messenger RNA, 1118 nt
Organism: Cicer arietinum (chickpea)
Lineage: Eukaryota; Viridiplantae; Streptophyta; Magnoliopsida; Fabales; Fabaceae
Source: RefSeq, a predicted model, not a curated record
UCUAUCAUCAUCAUUCCAGGAUUUCAUUAAUGGCAAUUCCCACAGGCGGCCCAUUAGUCUCCGGCCAAGAAACCAUUUAAUGAAAGCAAAAGCAUUGGAGCAUUCCAUAUCCAUGCAACGGCAUAAGGCUCUGAGUCAGCAUAUAACUGAAUUGAGGGGGGAAAUAGAAGAAAUGAAAAAAGAACUUGGUUUGUCUCAAGAUUUGGAACCUGAAGAUAGGCUGUGCAUAAAGGACCCUAACCAGAUUGACCGCAUAUCAGAAUUCACUCAAACAGGGUACGGAAGAGAAAGGUUGAUGAAAGAAACUAAUACAAAAAAGGUUCUUCAUUGGAAUGAUGAUUAAUUAUCUACUUGUUAUGAUGGUGAUUUCGAUGAUAUGGAAUGGUGACAAUUCCAAAUUUUCAAACAUGGAAAAUGAUGGGUUUCUCGAGUGAAGGUGGGUUGUUGUAUUUUGCUAUUUGCAUUUUGAGAAGUUCCUGAAUGACAUCAGUCAUUUCCUGUAGUCGUCUAGGUACUAUCAACAUUGCUAUUGGAUCAGUUCUUCUGGUAGGCACAUAACUAUGAUUUUCAAAAGGAAUGAUAUCAAAUUUUCUGGAUCAGUUGAAGGCAUUUUUUGCUUUUAAAGCUGACGUAUUUCUUGUACGUUGCAAUUAAUAGCAUUAAAAGAAGUCUGCUCGGGUUCUCUAUAUCAUUAAUUUCUCCUACAUCUUGGAUUAUGAAGAGGCAGGCUUAAAGCAUUUAGAAUAGUUCUUCUGUUUGCACAUUUUAGAUCUGUAAAACUGCAGUCCUAUUUGUUCAAAGUUCUUGAAAGAUGUGAUUACAAAAUCCAUCACCUCAAUGAUUCAAUGCCAGUUGAAGUUCCACUGCUCUGGGAUAGUGUCUUUUAGGAUGUAUGGCUAAAUUGAGUAAUCUGAUUUGCUAUGUUUGUUUCCCUGAUGUUUAAUCGUUUUAUGUUUUUUUUCCCCUUCUUCAAUGGCAUGGUUGUAUAGGGAUGUGCCAGGAACUAGAUUGGAUCAAUGUGUAGAUCCUAACUCAUCUUUAGGUACGAAUAUACACAAUAUGUAUUAAUGUGUGCGUCAAAUGAUUAUCAGAUUGAAUUGGUUUGAAAUAUAAGUAAA